This is a messenger RNA of Cuscuta campestris, 1459 nucleotides long. NCBI's taxonomy places the organism in Eukaryota, Viridiplantae, Streptophyta, Magnoliopsida, Solanales, Convolvulaceae. The record is from the annotation of a GenBank genome assembly.
GCCGUACUUCGUCCCCAGAGAGCCACCAAAAAUCCUCAAACAAAACCCUAAUCUCUGCUCCCACCACACAGAUUCUCAACUUCAAUCGACUGAUUCUCUUUUCUGCAGAGCUCUGUUUUGAUACUUACAUGCAUAAACAAGUGUCGUCGUAGAUAUAUAUAUAUAUACACACACACACACGGAGCACUCGUAUAUAUAGAGUUGUAUUGAAGAUUGUUCGGUGCGCAUUUGGAGCGCCAUAAGAUGUCUAAUUCCGGAGGGGCGACAUUGUCUAAAACGUCAUCCGCUUGCUCUUCUUCUCCGCCAGCGAACGUCACCAACUUGGAUCGCUUGCUGGAAUCGGUUACUCCAUUGGUGUCAGCUCAGCACCAUACUUCUGAGGGUAAUGUGAGAGGCCGGAUGAAUCAUGAAGCAGAUUCAAGUGCAUUCUUUUGCCUAAAGGAUCUUUGGGAUUCUUUUAGUGAGUGGAGUGCGUAUGGAGUGGGUGUGCCGCUGUUGUUGGAAGGAAAAGACCAAAUUGUACAAUAUUAUGUUCCCUUUCUGUCUGGGAUACAAUUGUAUAUCGACCCGCUGAUGUCCUCUUCGUGCUUUAGAAGGGCCGGUGAGGAGAAUGCUUCUGAAGCAAGAGAAAUUAGCAAUGGUGGCAGCACUAACUGUGAAAUAGAUAGGUCUCCCAGAUCUGGUGGUGACGGGCAACUAAACGGAAACUUUUCUGGUGAAGAUGGCAAGUCCAAUGGGCAACUCUUGUUCGAGUAUAUGGAACAAGAACAACCACAUCAUCGCAGACCAUUUGCUGACAAGAUUGCAAUUCUAGCAUCUCAAUUCCCAGAGUUGAAGAAGUGCAGGAGCUGUGAUUUGAUGCCAUCAAGUUGGGUUUCAGUUGCUUGGUAUCCAAUAUAUAGAAUACCCUUAGGCCACACGCUUCGGGAUUUGGAUGCAUCCUUUUUAACUUUUCAUCCCCUGUCCACACGUUCUAGAGGUAGUUUUACACCACAGCUUCAUAGCUCAAGAGAUAGGAGAACACAGGGAAUGGUUGAACCAGCUGCUGCUGCUGCUUCAUCAAGAUUUUCUCUACCAGCCUUUGGCCUUGCUUCUUACAAACUGAAUGGAUCCCUUCUAAGUCCAUGCGGGCCGCAUGAAUCCGAGCAAGGUAACACACUCUAUCAGGCUGCGGAUACUUGGCUUCGGGAUUUGCAGGUUUUUCUUCCCGAUUACCAAUUUUUUGUCUCACAUUAUUCCCAAUGGAGAUGACAACCGCUCUGGAAAGCUUAGAAAAAAUGUCCGGGCACUGUUUUUACGUGUCCUUUUAUUUUUUAUUUUUUUGUUAACAGCAGGGAGACAGUCCCCAAACUUGUUCGCAUUGUUUGUUGGGGAAUUGCUCCGAUAGUUACGAAAAAUUUUGGAACACUGUAUUUACAUACUGCACAUACACAUUCAUACUUGUCAUAGGCUGUUGUAA